AUGGCAGAUAUCACUGGUAAAUGCGACACGCUUCAUUCGCGUUAUACUGCACUGUAUGAGGAAAUGAAUAACGAGAAUUGCCCAAUUACUCAUCCGUAUAAUCGUAGAGGUUUACAUUCUUGUGUUUCCUCUAGGGGUGCUUACUCUGUGCAAUUGCAUGUUUGGGCAAUUUUUGUUCUUUUGUUUGCCUCUUCUCUGGGGACGACACUUCCACUUCUCGGGAAGUACGUACCUGCACUUCGCAUGCAUCCAUUUUUAAUCGUACUUGGUAAGUGUAUAUCUACUGGUGUUGUUAUGUCUGUGGCCAUGGUUCAUUUGCUAAACCAAGGUAUUCUUGGUUUUCUGAAGGAUUGCGUACCAUCUGUACUACAAGAUUCAUUUGAUGCGUAUUCUCUUCUACUUGCUAUGGUUUCAGCGAUGUUAAUGCACUUGAUGGAUGUACAGAUGGAUUCUUUAGUUGAGGGAUGGUCAAAGCGUGAUGCCGGCUAUUCUCCACCGGAUGAGUAUGAACAGUCUGGUCUCGAAGUAGAGCGGGGAGGAAGAACAACACAGGAAAUGACUACGGCGCCUGAUAACAGUGCGGCCACUCUGGCUGGAUGCCAUAACCACGGUACCGUGUCUACAGCACGCCUUGACAGUGCUCGGCGUAUCGCAUCUGCGGUAUUCAUGGAAUUUGGAUUGGCGCUACACAGUGUCUUUCUGGGAGUCUCUGUUGGCAUCGCCAACGACUCGGAAACUCAGGCAUUACUUGUGGCAUUAACACUCCAUCAAAUCUUUGAGGGUCUCGCACUGGGCUCACGAUUGGCAGAAGCCACUAUGAAUCUUUGCAUGGAGAUAUUCUUUAUUAUGAUCUAUGCUACCUCUGUGCCUAUUGGCAUCGUCAUUGGUAUAGGAGUGGUGAAGGGGACGAAUGUGUCCAUGACGGGUUCCGUAUUUGUCACUCUGCAGGCGGUGUUUGACUCAGUCUGCGGUGGGAUAAUGCUGUACUUGGGCUUCACGUUACUUCUCAGCGACUUCCCGGCGGACCUGCGGGCCUUCACCGGGGCCACAGCACCACAUCGUGUAUCGAAGACUUUUGCAAUGUACGCCGCACUGUGGAUUGGCGCAGGCAUUAUGACAAUACUGGGAAAGUGGGCGUAG
This is a messenger RNA of Trypanosoma theileri, 1140 nucleotides long. RefSeq names its product ZIP Zn transporter. The coding region runs from base 1 to 1140 and encodes 379 amino acids. Gene Ontology annotation, biological process: zinc ion transmembrane transport. Gene Ontology annotation, molecular function: zinc ion transmembrane transporter activity. Lineage: Eukaryota; Euglenozoa; Kinetoplastea; Trypanosomatida; Trypanosomatidae. The record is from RefSeq and is a predicted model, not a curated record. Gene Ontology annotation, cellular component: plasma membrane. The transcript has a single exon.